CUGCAGCCACCGGUCUGACAAAUGCUGCUACUUUUGCUGGUGACGGGUCACCGUAGCCGCUCCGCCGCUCGUUUUCCUGCAAACCUCAAGGUUAGCUGUGUGAGAGGGCAGCUGCCCGCGUCCGGGAUUUCUCCAGGUGGUAGCAGCAGGAAGACUGGGACUCUAUCCCCCCUCCCUCUCCACUCCACCCCCCCAACCGGCACAGGUGCACAGAGGCCAGCUGGGUCUAUUCUGAAGCAGCAUGCAGGAUAACGCGGAGGAGCCACCGUGCCUGUCCCAGCUGUUAAGGGCGAGCUACGUGGCGGAGGCCCGAGCCCAGCACCGCCACAACGAGACCAGUCGCUCCGACGCUUCUCCCACCCGCCUUCAGAUUUACGGCUCUCUCAAAGGCAAAGGCGAGGAAGCCGUGGGCCACAACGACGCCCAGUUCCCAGAUCUGUCAGCCUUCCUCAGCCAGGAGGAGCUGGAUAAGAGCGUGAACUUGGCCCGCCAGGCCAUUGGACACGAGACCCGUGAGGAGAGAGGAGAGGUCAAGGCCUCGGCGAUGCCAGGAACCACCUCCAACAGCGACGCCAUCAACCACCUCUCCUCUGCCUCGGUUUCUUUAUCCUCUCCCUCUGCUGCCGCGGUCUCCAACCAUCUGCCUGCUUCCUCAGCCACAACCUUCACCUCUGACAGAACGAUGCGCAGCCAGCAUAACGACGUGACGAGGAACAACGUGGACUCCCCCGAAGGAUUAAACAGCAGCAGCGGUCCGGCAAAGAGUACCCCGUACGGUCCGGAGACCCAGUCCAAGAAAGAGUUCCUCAACAAGGCGGCAGAUUUCAUCGAGGAGCUGUCUUCCCUCUUCAAGGCCAACAGCUCCAAACGGGUCCGACCGAGAGCCUGCAAGGCCCACAGGAGCAGGAGCCAGAGCAAAAGCCAAGCGGACGAUGGGGUUUAUCCCAUCGGCUCUGACACCAGGGAGCGCUCCGUCGCCCCAGUGGAGGUGGAGCAGGAGAGACCUGGCCCAGCGGAGGCCCACCAGCCGGUGGCCCAUCGGGACUCGGGGAGCGGACAUUUGGAGUUUCAGGACCGCAGAGCUCCUGAGGAAGAGCUGCUUGACUUUGUUUCCCAGGAAACUAUGGAUCUGGCCGAGAGUCUUGCGCCGACAGAGAGUCCACAUCCAGCCGAGCCGGCGUGUGAGCCUCCCCAUUUCAUCCAGAAACUGAAGAGCAGGGAGGUUCCCGAAGGUACCAAGGUCCAGCUGGACUGCAUUGUGAGCGGAUAUCCUGCGCCUGAAGUCCGGUGGUUUUGUGAGGGAAAGGAGCUGGAAAACAGCCCCGACAUUCAGAUCCUCACCGACGGCGAGCUGCACUCGCUGAUCAUCGCCGAGGCGUUCGAGGAAGACACCGGCCGCUACUCCUGCUUUGCCUCGAACGUCUACGGGACAGACUCCACGUCGGCGGAGAUCUACGUCGAAGGUGCUUCCUCUUCAGACUCUGAGGCCGAGCAGCGCUUUGAACAUGUAGCCCAGCUGCAGCGGAUACCUCCAAAGUCCUCUCCACCUUUGCCUCAAUCAUCAAACCAAAGCCGAGCUGCAAAGGAGGACGACUCGGCAGCGUCUCAGCCUGCAGCACCCGCAGUCGGACCAGAGGAGGAACUUUCCUCUGAACUUACCCAAACCGCUCCAGAAGCUCCUCCACCGGUCCGGACGUCUGCCACCAUACUCCAGGUGCCGGAGCUCUCCACGGUGUCCCUGGCUCCUCCUGCUGGGGAGGAGCUAAGAGUGUUACCUGUGCAGGUGUUUCCACCCUCAGCAGGGAUAAGAGAAGCUACAGAAACCCAGGGGGAAUCAGAGGUCAUCCCGGUGGUUUCAGCGCCACAGCUGGACCUGACAGCUGGAUCCACGUUCACGACGCUGCCUUUAGACCCAGCUGUGUCCGCCAUCCUAUCAGCUGCACCACAAACACCCAAACUUCAGACUCCAGCCUUCAGUCUGCACCAUCCAGAAGAAACAAACGGACAACCUGCCAUGGCAGCGCCGGUGUUCACCAAGAGCCUGCAGGACCUCAGUGCAUCAGAAGGCCAGCUGGUGGUGCUGGAGUCCCGGGUGAAAGGAGUCCCCUCCCCCCGGGUGGACUGGUACAGAGAAGGAAAAGUCAUAGAGGACUCUCCUGAUUUCAGAAUCCUACAGAAAAAGCCCAGAUCUCCGGCAGAAUCAGAGGAAAUAUGCACGUUGGUCAUAGCUGAGGUGUUUCCAGAGGACUCAGGGAUGUUUACCUGCACGGCCAACAACAAGUAUGGGACGGUCUCCAGCACUGCUGCGCUGAGAGUCAAAGCCAAUGGCUGCAACAGCUCCCAUGUGAGGCCUUCCAGCGGUUUGCUGUCAGACUCCCGGCGAAGCCAAGAGGCAGCUGUGAACUGUCAGCCAGAGGUUACGGUGAGCAGCAGCAUCAAACCCCACGCCAGCGUCGUCCGCCUCGAGCCGCUCGUUUCCAGCACCUUACGCCUGGACCCGUUAAACACCAGCGCCCUGCGUCUGGAACCCUCCGCCCUGAACCCAGACGCCGUCUCGCCCCACCGGGACCUGCAGGGGUCCGGUGUCCAGAGCCCCAGGCAGGUCUUCUCCACUCAAAGGCCCUUCACCGUCUCGCCCGCCGAGGUGACCACGUCUGUGCAGAGAGCGUCCCGACCCUCAGACAGAGGCGCCAACGCCGGCUCCAUUGUGGUCCCUCUGCCUGACCCGCCGCCCAACUCCUGCCUGAAAACAGGCACCCUGACGAACCACAGAGACCCCCGCUCCGGCUCCAGAGUCGGCCUGCGCGUGCACUUCAAGCUCCCCGAGGAUGAGGAGGACGAAGAACAAGGGGACUGGUCCCACCACUCUGAUGAAGACCUUGGUCUGGCGUCGUCCAGCAAAGAGCCGCCGCCAGUGAGGGCCAAACCCAAGCUGGACCCGGCUCAGCUUCAGCUCCUGCACAACCAGGUCCUCCUGGAGCAGCAGCAGGAGAGCGAACCUCAGACCAAAUCCCACAGCCAACCUCCGCCCCAGCCCCCAUUCCAGGUCCCGGUGCCGCCUGGGGUCCAAAGUCCCCCCGGAGGUCCGGUGUGGUCCUCCAGAAUGCACCCUGAACCCCCGGGGCCAUCGUUUCAGUCGCAUCCCUCUGCACCUCCGCUGACCUCCACCACACCUCCUGCUCCUUCGUUCAGCUCCCCACCAUCACUCAUCAGCACCUCCUGGACGCCUCCGUCUGCUCCUCACCUCAACGCCUCCCCCCUGGUGGCCAGCUUGCCCCCCGUAGGGCAGACCGCCACCCUCCAUGCCUCCCAUCUGAACCUCUCCCCCGCAGCUCUGGGCAGGACUCCCCCCAAACCCCAGUUCAGCUCCCCCGCCGCACCGAAGCUCGCCGCCGCUCCGACGGAUUCCGCCUCCACCUUGCUGCAGAUCACGUCGCCGACUCCUCAGCUCAGGAGCACGCACGCCUCCCUCAUGAACCUGACGGCCGUGUCCUUCAACUACACCCGGCCCAAAGAGUUCAUAGCGGCCCAGACCCUCUCCCCCGUCAGGAGCCCGUCUCCGACAGAGUCACCGGUUCCUCUGCUCCAGGAGCUGGCCGCCGAGCUCAACUCCUCGGCGGCCAGCUCCCCGAUCCCCCCGCCGUUCUCCCCGCCGCUCAGGUUCUCCCCCACACGGGUGCUGAAGUCCCCCACCAGCCCUCCGUCGCUUGUGUCCUCACCCACGCCGGGGUGGGGGUCGUUCCUGAACAGCACCCCCGGCCUGCGCGCUCAGUCCCCCCCUCAGGCCUCCUCUCCCACCUCCAGCAGCUCCUCGCCCAGCCCCAUUCAGAACCCGGUGGCCUUCCUGAGCUCCGUGCUGCCGUCUCUGACCCCGAGUCAACCCACCAACUCAAUGGGGCUCCCCAAAGGAGCGCCGGCAGGGGUCCGAAAGAAGACCCCCAAGACCCGCCUGCCCUCCGCUGAAAACAUCCGUGAAAGCAAAGAGCUCCUCCUCCAGGACAUCGGGAAGAAACUCCAGCUGAGAAACGACGCUCCACAAUUUGCCCAUCAGCAGAAGCUGAGUAAUAAGGGGAAAACAGCGAGCAGUCUCCUUGGACCAAACAAUGCUGCUACUGUCAUUAACUAUGAUGAGGAGUACAAAGUGUCCAAUUUCGAGCAGCGACUGAUGAGCGAGAUCGAGUUUCGUCUGGAGCGAACGCCGGUGGAGGAGUCGGACGACGAGGUGCAGCACGAGGACGUCCCCUCUGGAAAAUGCAUCGCGCCGGUCUUCGACAAGAAGCUGAAGAACUACAAGGCGAUGGAAGGCGUGCCCGCGACCUUCACCUGCAAAGUGUUGGGCGUGCCUCCUCCCAAGGUUUACUGGUUCAAGGACGGCAAACAGAUCCUGAAGAAGAACGUCCACUACCAGAAGAUGAGGGAAGGCGACGGGGUCUGCUCCUUACACAUCGAGUCCACCACCAGCGACGACGACGGAAACUACACCAUCAUGGCCGCCAACCCACAGGGGAGAAUCAGCUGCUCGGGACAUUUGAUCGUCCAAACUGGACCUCCGCGGAGCCGGCUGACGCCCGUUCAGUCUCAGAGGGUUCGAGCUCGCAUCCAGGAGGUCGAAGGAGAACAAACCCAGGAGCGUUUUUUCCGGCCUCACUUCCUCCAGGCCCCCGGAGACAUGAUGGCUCACGAGGGCAGACUGUGCAGACUGGACUGUAAAGUGAGCGGGCUCCCCAACCCGGAGCUGAUGUGGCUGGUCAACGGGAGGCCCAUCUAUCCGGACCUCAACCACAAGAUGCUGGUGCGGGAGAACGGCGUCCAUUCCCUGGUCAUUGACCCGCUGACGCAGAACGACGCGGGCACGUACACGUGUAUUGCGAGCAACAAGGCGGGACAGAGCUCCUUUAGUCUGGAACUGAAAGUUGUCGAGAAAGAGAUGAAGCACCCGCCCCAGUUUGUGGAGAAGCUGCAGAACAUGGGCAUUCCUGAGGGCGCCCCGGUGAGGCUGGAGUGCCGAGUCGCCGGCAUGCCGCCUCCGGCCAUCUUCUGGAAGAAGGACAACGAGACCAUUUCAAAAACAAAGAGCAGAAUCAGCAUGACCCAGGACAGCACAGGAUAUGUGUGUCUCCUUAUUCACCCGACAACAAAAGAUGAUGCUGGCUGGUACACUGUGUCAGCAAAGAACGAUGCUGGAGUUGUAUCUUGCACCUGCAGACUUGAUAUCUAUGCACAGUGGCAUCAGAGUAUCCCAGCACCAAUGAGGAAAGCUCCCCGAACGAGCAGCCGCUACGCCGCUCUGACAGGCCAGGGCCUCGACAUUAAGUCGGCUUUUUCCACAUCAGACACCAGCCCCAUCCUGUUCGCCAGCUCCCCUCCCGAGGCCACCCUGGAGAGCGAGGAGCUGUGAGCGCUUGUGGGGAUCCUCGGAGGACUUUCAGCGUGUUUUGUGACCCCCCCCCCCCCCCCACCCCCCGUACCCCCACCCUGACAUCAAAAACAGGACGAGACAGGAAAAAAGAGUUUAACCAAGCAGAUUUUGUGUGAUACAUUUGAAGUGUUGUGUUCAGAUUGCAGCAGCAGAGGUGUAAUUUGUUAAAGCAAUCAGCACUAAUAGCGAGUUUUUCACCAUUCCUAUUUACUCAAGAAUAUGAACAAAGUUUUACAUACGGAAGAGAGAGAAAAAAAACAAAAACAUACACAGUCUUAGCAAAGUGACAUGAGCCGCUUGUGGAGAGGGAUGUUUUUUUUUUCCCCUUUUAGGUUUGAUUGACUCACUUACUUUUGACUUUAGCUGUGAAGAAUUAGCUGUAAUGAUUAAUGUGGUGACAUCUGCUCUUAAUUGUCAGUCCUGUUCUUUAAGUGGUUCUUGUACCGCCUAGUUUUACUGUGAUAAGUUAUAAGUUAUUGAUCACCAACAUUCAGAUGUAGGAUAUGCAUACAGACACUUUUCAGAUCCUUUUAAGUCAAUUUUUGUUUGUCUUAAAUUAGAAACUAUAACAGACUUAAAUGUUUUUUGUUUUUUUAAACCAAUCUACAUAAAAAUGUCCAAAUUUAUUCUCCAAAAUAUAAGAGGAAAUCCUGAUCAAUGCCAAUGGUGCUCCUGCCCUCAAAUUCAACAUGCAUGUGAAAAAGUAUUUAAUCCCUCAGAGAUUCCCUCAACAUUUUCAUUCUUUGUCACACACAAAUGUUUAAAGAUAACUAAUCAAAAUUUUUAAUCAAACAACUUGUGAAGGUUUUACAUAGACCAGCCAAAGAGACAUUGAUGAAAUUUCAAAAAUAUAUUCUUAAUUUAUUACAAAAAUCCAAAAAUUAUUCAAAAAUCAUAAAUUGGGGCCCAAAAACUGAGGUCAACAUAACAAACUACAACUCAGGUAGUAACACAAAGAACUCAAGCACAAAACUGACCUAACAAAUGAGACAUGAGGGGGAACUUAAAUAGUGGCUGAUCAGACCACUGCUAAUUCAUUCACAGGGGGUAGUUAAACACACAAGAACUUAAACAAAUACUGGUCAGCACAUAACUAAAUCUUUAAAUUGGAUAAAUAUUACUAUUGAACUAAGUUACAAAAAGAAGAUACAUUAAAAAAA
Molecule: messenger RNA, 6579 nt
Organism: Fundulus heteroclitus (mummichog)
Lineage: Eukaryota; Metazoa; Chordata; Actinopteri; Cyprinodontiformes; Fundulidae
Gene: mypn
Product: myopalladin
Exons: 21
Coding region: 242-5398 (1718 amino acids)
Source: RefSeq, a predicted model, not a curated record